AACAGUAGGAAGCGUUUCGCUCCUUGGGUUUAAUGUUACCCGUCUUGGGAAGAUUACCGGUAAAUGUCAUUACAUCUCUUCUUACAAACUUUCUCCGCUCACAGACACUCAAAAGAUUAUCGUCUGUCGGCCCAGAACUGUGUGGAGCUGAUCCAGUUGAGGUGAUGUGCAGUUCAGGAUCGGGGGGGCCUGAAGAGGAUGCCUCUGUAGAGUAUGUGUACUGCAGAGGAGCAAUCACAGAGCUGCUUAAAUAUGGACCAACAGACCUGCAUGCCGCUAGCAAACGCCCCAAUCCUCCCAAAAUGCUCAUCCUUGUCAUUCCAGGUAACCCAGGUGUGGUGGGUUUCUACAAGACAUACAUGUGGACUCUGUAUCAGACGUUCAUCCAGAGAUAUCCCGUGUGGGCUGUGAGCCAUGCUGGACACUGCAUGCCUCCAGAAACCUAUGAUAUGAUUGAAGAUGCAUCUGUGACUGAGAAGGAAGAUGUUUUUGGGCUAAACGGGCAGAUUGAACACAAGAUGGCCUUCCUUCGAAAGCAUGUGCCUCGGGACACAAACCUGCUGCUGAUUGGUCACUCCAUCGGUUGCUACAUCAUCUUGGAGAUGAUGAAGAGAGACCCAGAGCUAAAGGUUGUGAAGGCAGUGAUGCUCUUCCCUACGAUUGAGCGCAUGGCCUGUAGCCCUCAAGGGAAGGUCAUGACCCCUGUGCUCUGCCGGCUGCGGUACGCCUUCUAUUUGCCCAUCUUUUUGCUCUCCCUCCUUCCAGAGAAGCUGAAGGUCAGCAUAGUGCAUCUGGCUCUGAGGAAUUUAUAUGCACUGGACACCUCCAUCAUCCCAGCCACCGUCAGCCUGAUCAAUGUAGAUUGUGCAGCCAACGGUAUGUACAUGGGAAGCCAAGAAAUGAGACUGGUUGUAGAAAGGGACAACGCAACUGUACGUCAGCACCUCAGCAAGCUUAUUUUUUACUAUGGAGCCACGGAUCACUGGUGCCCUGUGCAGUAUUACCAUGAUAUCAGACAAGACUUCCCUGAAGGGGACAUUCGUCUGUGUGAGAAGGGUAUCCGGCAUGCAUUUGUCCUGGAUGCAGGGGAGGAAAUGGCUAACAUGACAGCAGAGUGGAUCUUUGACGACUUGAGGACGCUCUGAUUACAUUUUAUUCCUUUUUAACGUGUACCAGCCAAAUAUUCUAACUGAGCCCCCUGUGUGAGGUUUUUUUUUUUUUUGCGACCGGUAUUUUAGGAUGCAUUACCUUUUUUUUCAAGGCACAAAACACUUGACUGAUGACUAUGACUGAUAUAUUGGUGGAAUUAAAUUUUUCAAAUAUCCUGAUGGUAAAAUAUCUCACGUUUUGAUUCUCAAAUAUGUGUAAGCAAAUGUAUUUUGUCCCUCAACUAUGUGGUGUAUUGCUUUAGUUUACUUGAAGAGUCUCUAAUUUCUAUCAAGGACGUUGUUAUUUGUCUGUUCGUGAUGAUUGUUGGCAGAUAACACAAAUGUGCAGAGCAGGACCAAGUGUCAAUUAUUUAUUUUGUAAUUUAUUAUUUAUAUGAUGACCUGGCAUAAAGGAUAUUGUCCUCUUCAUACUAAAUUGAGAUUAUUAUUAUUAUUGAUAUUCAGUAACAUCAGAUUAAAGAUUUAUAAAAAAAAAAAUCAUAUUACAAACUACCCAGAGAAUGAUUUAGACUUCAAAUGAUUGAAACACUUUAAUCACGUUGUUAUAAACACAUUUGCAGUUAUAAUUUCUAAUGUAACAUUUUUUACUUCUAUGUAUUGCUGUAUUCAUUUAAUACAGUUAAAAACAAAUUACAAUGUUGAUUGUCUAUAAAAUAUUUAAAAUAUUUACAAACAUUUGCCUAGUAUUUAUUUCCCAUUGUAUAUUAAUCUCAUGUUAUUCAUGUAGGUUUUCAGUGAAAUGUUUUACAUACAGAACAUGUUACCUGUGAUUUGAUUUCUGUCUGUAGAGAAACUGUAUUUUUAUUAUAGCAGGAAAUGCCUGUACUAGCACGGGUCAAAUAUGGUCCUGUCAGCAAUGACCUGGGACCUUGUAGAACCACAAAACUGUGAAUGUUAACGAAGCUCGGACUAACCCUCAUUUAAGGCUGGAAAAUUAUGCAUAUUUGAGCUUUUUCCGUAUGAAUGGACCUCAACAUUAGCCCUUUUAUUUUCCAGACGGCAUCAGCAGGACUCUGGAAUAGUGUUUUACCUGUAAAGCUGCUAUUCUCUUAGUUUGAGAUCUAUUUGGAUUCUUUAGGCCCCAACUUGGCUCCUGAUGCCUCCCAAGAGUUUGCUUUAUGGUGAAUGGAGGAGCCAAAGCAGGACCCCUUAUAAGAAAAGCCGGCUGUAGGUUCGUUCUCUGCUUGCAUGAUUCCUGGGGGUUACCAAGUGAAAUAUUUUGACAGUUUACCUCAACAGCCCAGGGACCAGUAAUAUUAUUCAGUCCUCUAACCACCUCAGUCAGUGUAUUGAAACAUCAAAUCUCUCAUAUUUUACUCUGAUGCUCAAAGUGACUUGAUCUGAUAUUCCUGACCUUAAAGGAAUAGUUCACCCAAAAAUGAAUAUUCUGUCAGCAUUUACUCACUGUUUCAACCCUUUAUGACUUCCUUUAUUUGGGACACAAACCCUGUUCCAAAAUAACCACCAUAACAGUGUCAUAAAAUGGUCAGUAUGAAUCUGAAGCCUUAUACAAAAAUGUAGAUCAUUAUUAAAAAAAUAAGGCGUGAGAUUCACGGUGAUGUCCAAUUUCUGAACAAAUCAUUCUUUUGAGCCAGAUCUUUUAAACAAAUCGCUUGAAUGAUUUGCUUACAAAUCCUAUCCUCGGGAUCUCAAGUUCAACUCAUUGUCUCAGCCUUGUUGAAACGAUUAACAGCCAUUGAUAGGAGUCAAUAACAAAAUUUCAGUUUGCUUCGAAAGAUUCAGAAUGUAGUGCAUGAGUCACUUGGACGACGUUUGUGAUAUUUUUAGGGUCUGUUUACAGAGAUGCAUUUUUGCAUUUAGAAAUCGGGUCCAACUGCAGAGGCGCAGCGUUGGAUACUGGAAAUGAUUGUUUCAUAAGAAACUUCAACUUUAUUCAAUGUAUAACUUGCAGCUUCUUUGUGUCUUUUGUGUAUGAACGUGCCCUGAUGGUGCUUUUUUGUCAUUUUGGAGCUCAACAGCACAAAUACUUAUUCUGAGAAUAUGUCAGAAUGUGGCUAUUAUUAAUAAAUUCACUUGAAGGUCAUUAAAUGAUAA
Puntigrus tetrazona (Sumatra barb) is the source of this 3224-nucleotide messenger RNA. RefSeq names its product lipid droplet associated hydrolase (gene ldah). Gene Ontology annotation, biological process: lipid storage. The transcript has 7 exons. Gene Ontology annotation, cellular component: lipid droplet. The record is from RefSeq and is a predicted model, not a curated record. NCBI's taxonomy places the organism in Eukaryota, Metazoa, Chordata, Actinopteri, Cypriniformes, Cyprinidae. The coding region runs from base 33 to 1145 and encodes 370 amino acids. Gene Ontology annotation, molecular function: lipase activity.